AUGACCUUGUUGGAGGCCACCUCGAAUCUUAUCUCGUAUGGAACCGUAAACGCCGAUAAUUCGAUGGGCGACCAAGAGGAAGACCGGCUACUGUACCCUCAUUCGGUGUACGAGCCGGACACUGAAAUCAGCACCGAGGAUGAGGGGAGUAUUGGGAGUAGUGUGCAGGAUGGAGUGAGGAAAAUCGAGGCGAUUAACCUGACUUGGACGCAGCGAUCUUUGAUGAUUGCGUAUUUGGGGAUAUUUCUCAUGGCUUUCUGCACUUCACUCGAAGGCCAAACUGUGGCCUCACUUGCGGUAUAUGCUACCAGUUCGUUUAAAAAACAUUCUUUGAUUUCCACCGUGCUGGUAGUACAGAAUGUUGUCAAUGCUGUGAUAAAACCGCCCAUGGCAAAAGUGGCAGAUGUCUUUGGCCGGUUCGAAGCAUUCUGCGUCAGCAUCGUCAUUUACAUUCUUGGAUAUAUUCAAAUGGCUGCGUCAAACAACGUGCAGACAUACGCUUCCGCCCAAAUAUUCUAUGCUGCUGGAUCGACUGGCCUGCAAAUUCUCCAACAGGUGUUUAUCGCCGAUAGUAGCGAUCUUCUGAACCGAGCGCUCUUCGCUCUUCUACCCGAGUUUCCAUUCUUGGUGACGGUCUGGAUUGGGCCGACGAUCGCGGACGCAGUACUCCGCCAUUCCUCGUGGCGCUGGGGUUAUGGCAUGUGGGCGAUCAUUUUACCUGCAACGUUUCUCCCACUCGCCCUAUCGUUGCUUUUCAAUCAACGGAAAGCUAAGAGGUUGCGACUCAUCAAACAGAAACAUCGCAAGCAGAACCGGACUUUCUAUCAGUCUCUACGAUCGAUAUGGUACGAGUUGGAUAUGUGUGGGUUAAUUCUACUUUCUGCCGCUGUGUCUCUGCUGCUGAUCCCGCUAACCUUGGCGGCCAACUCCACAAAUGGAUGGCACGACAAUCGCAUUAUCGUGAUGUUAGUGCUGGGUUGCAUUUGUCUUGUUUUGUUUCCUGCAUGGGAGUCAUCGCGGAAACUCGCUCCGAAGCCGUUGCUCUCUUUGCAUCUGCUCACCGAACGAACUGCUCUGGCAGGAUGCGCGUUGGCAUUUUUCUACUUUAUGGCCUUUUACUUUUCUGUCCAGCCAUAUCUAUAUUCUUACUUGCAAGUCGUUCAGAAUUACGACAUUGCUGUGGCGGGACGGGKUACGCAGACAUUUUCUUUCACCUCUACAAUUGCAGCAUUUGUGGUCUCGAUUCUGAUCAAGUAUACUCGCCGUUAUCGAAUGUUCGUCACCGCGGGAACGAUUGUGUAUAUCUUGGGCUUGUUGGCCAUGUUGCUCUACCGUCAAGAAGGCAGCUCUUUUCUCCAAAUCUUGGGUACUCAAAUACUCGUUGGUACUGGCGGUGGUUUAGUCAACGUCCCCGUGCAGCUCGGCGUCCAGGCAUCAGCACAGCACCAAGAAGUCGCCGGCGCAACCGCUAUAUUUUUGACGGCCCUUGAGAUGGGAGGAGCAGUUGGAGCGGCAAUUUCGGGCGCAGUCUGGACGCAUCAGAUACCUCGGCGACUGCGAGAAUACCUCCCAGCAGAGAGCCAAGACCAAGUCGAAGAAAUCUUUGGUAAAUUGACCACAGCACUCUCCUAUCCGAUGGGCUCGGAGACGCGUAUUGCGAUUAAUCGUGCAUAUCAAGAGACGAUGAAUAAUCUCUUGUGUCUGGCUAUUUUGGCUGCUUUGCCAAUUGUUCCGUUGAGUUUGGUCAUGAGGGACUAUCAGCUAGACAAGAUGGGCCCGACAAGAAAGCGUAGACGGUCGACGCAUGCGCAUGUGAAUGAGACUUCUGCUCGGCCAUCCCUGGAGGACGACGACAGACUAUGA
This is a messenger RNA of Talaromyces amestolkiae, 1863 nucleotides long. RefSeq lists its product as uncharacterized. NCBI's taxonomy places the organism in Eukaryota, Fungi, Ascomycota, Eurotiomycetes, Eurotiales, Trichocomaceae. Gene Ontology annotation, biological process: siderophore transmembrane transport. The coding region runs from base 1 to 1863 and encodes 620 amino acids. The transcript is spliced from 4 exons. The record is from RefSeq and is a predicted model, not a curated record. Gene Ontology annotation, molecular function: siderophore-iron transmembrane transporter activity.